AUGAUGCUGCCUAUUUAUUCCCCACGACUCUACCUCAUCUCUUCUCCUUUGCUUCUCACCUCUCUCUCCUCCCCUCUCUCUCUCUCUCUUCUUUGGGAUCUUUGAUUUGAGGGGAAAUUCUUGGACAUGGACGACGACGGCGACUGGAUCACGGCGAGAUAUCUCCUCUCGUCACUCCUCGGGAGGAACCCCCUUGUCGUCGACUACGUCGAUGAGGAGUCCUUCCCCGUCGAGGAGCCUCCCCCGGCGGCCGCCGGAGAAGGAAGGCAGGCUCAGGCGGUGCCGCAGCCGCCGGUGGUCCGCGCGACGGCGGGCGUGGCCGGGACGGUGUGCUCGGUGUGCACGGAGGAGAUCGCGGUGGAGGACGCCGUGGUGAGGCUCCCCUGCGCGCACUGGUAUCACGCCGGCUGCAUCUCGCCGUGGCUUGGGAUCCGGGGCACCUGCCCCAUGUGCCGCGCCGAGCUGCCGGCCAACGACGACUGCGCCGAGGAGGAAGGCGGGAGUGCCGGGCGGGAGAAGCCGCGCGCGGCCCGUGCCGGGACCAGCGUCGCCGGCGGCGUCAGGCGUGACGCGUCGUCGUACGAGCUGAUCGCCGGCGGCGGCGGCGGCGUGCUGUCUGGCUGAGUCGCUGCGCGUUCGUGCCCGGGAGAGAACGCGCGUGGACCGGGUUGUUCUGUUCGCCCAUCGCUUUUUCUUUCUGUGUACAUAAAGAAAUUGAUUAUUGAGAGGAACAAAACCUUAAUUUUAAUCCAAAAAUUAAACGUUUGCUUAGUUCAGUAGUACUACUGCUACUUAGCAUGGCGUUGGUGAGUCGGUGUUGCGAAAUUGCGACGAAAAGAAAACCGGUGGUUUUUUUUAUUUAAUACCAAGAAAAGCGGUGGUGAGUGUGCGCGUAGAACACGAUCCAAAAAACAAGCAAGCGUCGAGAUGAUCAAGUGGGAACCAGAUUCCUUCCUAACCAUUGUGUCGGCACCAAAAUGUUCUAAUGAUCUCUACCCUGAUACUAGAGUUUAUUACGUAUACCGGUUUAUUCAUAUUUUUAUCAAUAACACCGUUGACUUUUAAAAUCACG
Molecule: messenger RNA, 1072 nt
Organism: Oryza brachyantha (malo sina)
Lineage: Eukaryota; Viridiplantae; Streptophyta; Magnoliopsida; Poales; Poaceae
Product: E3 ubiquitin-protein ligase RNF181-like
Exons: 1
Coding region: 127-624 (165 amino acids)
Cellular component (GO): nucleoplasm; cytoplasm
Source: RefSeq, a predicted model, not a curated record